Molecule: messenger RNA, 3615 nt
Organism: Elephantulus edwardii (Cape elephant shrew)
Lineage: Eukaryota; Metazoa; Chordata; Mammalia; Macroscelidea; Macroscelididae
Gene: ATP13A5
Product: ATPase type 13A5
Exons: 30
Coding region: 1-3615 (1204 amino acids)
Biological process (GO): polyamine transmembrane transport; intracellular calcium ion homeostasis
Cellular component (GO): late endosome membrane
Molecular function (GO): P-type ion transporter activity; ATP binding; polyamine transmembrane transporter activity
Source: RefSeq, a predicted model, not a curated record
AUGAACAUACAGAAGCAAGAAGUGUUUGGGUACCACAGCCAGACUUUACGUCGCAUCCUUUGCUUUGUAGCAUCAGUACUGACCUGUGGGGUCCUUUCGCUGGUGUUCUACUGGAAGCCUCACUGGAGGGUGUGGGCCAACUGUGCCCCAUGCCCCUUGCAGGAAGCAGACACUGUUUUGCUAAGGACAAGAGACGAAUUUCAAAGAUAUAUGAGGAAGAAGGUGGUCUCUCUCUAUUUAUCCACACUGAAGUUUCCUAUAAGCAGGAAUCCAGGAGAGCCUCUGGUGGCUGACCGCCACUCUGUUAUAAACAAAGCUGUAUUGAAGCCAGAACUAAAAAUUCGAUGCAUCCAAGUGCAGAAAAUCAGAUAUGUUUGGGACAAUAUGGAGAAGCAAUUUAAAAAAGUUGGGUCACUAGAAGACAACAACUGCUGCUAUGAUAUCCAUAAUACAUUUGGAAUGGGUCUGACAAAUGAAGAACAAGAGGUCAGAAGACUGGUGUGUGGUCCCAAUGCCAUUGAGGUGGAAAUUCAGCCCAUAUGGAAGCUGCUUGUCAAACAGGUUUUAAAUCCAUUCUAUGUGUUCCAAGUCUUCACCCUAACUCUGUGGUUGAGUCAAGGUUACAUAGAAUAUUCUGUGGCCAUCAUCAUCUUGACUGUUAUCUCCAUUAUCAUAAGUGUGUAUGAUUUGAGACAGCAAUCAGUCAAGCUGCACAACCUUGUGGAGGAUCACAACAAAGUCCAGGUUACAGUCAGCGUAAAAGACAGAGGUUUACAGGAGCUGGAAUCUCGUCUCUUGGUUCCUGGAGACAUUCUUAUUCUCCCUGGGAAACUGUCAUUGCCAUGUGAUGCUAUUUUGAUUGAUGGGAAUUGUGUGGUGAAUGAAGGCAUGCUCACAGGAGAAAGCAUACCUGUUACAAAGACCCCUUUGCCCCACUCGGAGAACACCAUGCCCUGGAAAUCUCACAGCCUGGAGGAUUAUCGGAGACAUGUCCUUUUUUGUGGAACAGAAGUUAUCCAGGUUAAGCCCUCUGGUCAGGGACCUGUAAAAGCAGUUGUUUUGCAAACAGGUUACAAUACAGCUAAAGGCGACUUGGUGAGAUCCAUCCUCUACCCCCGGCCUUUGAACUUCAAACUGUACAGUGAUGCCUUUAAGUUCAUUGUGUUCCUGGCUUGCCUUGGCGUUGUCGGUUUUUUCUAUGCCCUUGGGGUAUAUAUGUACCAUGGGAUCCCUUCAGGAGAAACCUUGCCCAUGGCCCUACUGCUCCUCACCGUGACUGUCCCACCCGUACUGCCAGCCGCCCUCACCACAGGCAUCGUCUAUGCUCAGAAAAGGCUGAAGAAGAAGAAAAUCUUCUGUAUCUCCCCGCAGAGGAUCAAUAUGUGCGGCCAGAUAAACCUCGUGUGCUUUGACAAAACUGGGACUCUUACAGAAGAUGGCUUGGACCUCUGGGGGGCAGUCCCUACUGCUGAAAACUGUUUCCAGGAAGUCCAUAUCUUUACCUCCGGCAAGGCUUUGCCAUGGGGACCCUUGUGUGCAGCCAUGGCCAGCUGUCACUCUCUGAUCCUUCUCGAUGGAACCAUCCAGGGAGACCCACUUGACCUCAAAAUGUUUGAGGGUACUGCCUGGAAAGUGGAAGACUGCAACGUGGACUACUGUACAACUGGGAUGUCAGAGUCAAGUGUAAUCAUAAAACCAGGACCACAAGCCAGCCAGAGUCCAGUACAAGCCAUUGCGGUCCUCGUCCAGUUUCCGUUUUCCUCGAGCCUGCAGAGGAUGUCUGUGGUUGCUCAGCUGAUGGGAGAGGAUUGUGUUCACGCCUACAUGAAGGGAGCCCCAGAGAUGGUCACCAGGUUCUGCAGAGCAGAAACAGUUCCCAAAAAUUUCUCACAAGAGCUGAAGAAUUAUACAAUACAAGGCUUCCGUGUCAUUGCCUUUGCCCACAAAGAUUUGAAAAUGAAGAUCCUUUCAGAAGUGGAGAGUUUAACCAGGGAAGAGGUGGAAUCAGAGUUAACGUUCUUGGGACUUCUCAUAAUGGAGAACCGAUUGAAAAAGGAAACCAAACCAGUGUUGAAGGAACUGAGUGAAGCCCGCAUCCGGACUGUGAUGAUUACAGGUGACAACCUCCAAACGGCCAUUACUGUUGCAAAAAAUUCUGAGAUGAUUCCUCGGGGAAGCCAAGUGAUCCUUGUCGAAGCCAAUGAGCCAGAAGAUUUUGCUCCUGCCUCAGUGACCUGGCAGCUGGUAGAAAACCAGGAGAAUGGACCAGGGAAGAAUGAAACCUAUACUAACAUUGGAAACAGGUCAUUACCUGAUGGAGAAGGAGGGAACUGUUACCAUUUUGCAAUGAGUGGGAAAUCAUACCAGGUGCUGUUUCAGCAUUUCUACAGCUUGCUUCCAAAAAUUCUAGUGAAUGGAACUAUAUUUGCAAGGAUGUCUCCUGGGCAGAAAUCAAGUCUUGUUGAAGAAUUUCAGAAGUUAAAUUAUUACGUGGGCAUGUGUGGAGAUGGAGCUAAUGACUGCGGGGCUUUGAAAAUGGCUCAUGCAGGCAUCUCACUGUCAGAGCAGGAGGCAUCUGUGGCAUCACCUUUCACCUCGAAAACAGCCAACAUCGAAUGUGUGCCUCAUCUCAUCAAAGAAGGUCGAGCUGCAUUGGUUUCCUCCUUUGGGGUCUUCAAGUACUUGACCAUGUACGGCAUAAUCCAGUUUGUUGGUACAUCACUGCUCUAUUGGCAACUGCAGCUCUUUGGAAAUUACCAAUACCUUAUGCAAGACGUAGCCAUUACACUGAUGGUCUGCCUAACAAUGAGUUCAACCCAUGCCUACCCUAAGCUGGCUCCUUACAGACCCGCAGGACAGCUCCUCUCUCCACCAUUGCUGCUCUCCGUUUUUUUGAAUACCUGUUUCACCCUCAUCAUGCAGAUUUGUGCAUUUCUUUUUGUGAAGCAGCAGCCCUGGUAUUUUGAAGUUUACAAAUAUAGUGAAUGCUUUCUGGCCAACCAAAGCAAUUUUGCAACAAAUGUGAGUUUGGAAAGAAGCUGUACUGGCAAUGCGACUCUGCAGCCUGGUUCAAUUUUAAGUUUUGAGAGCACCACACUGUGGCCCAUCACCACCCUCAACUGUAUCACUGUAGCAUUUAUCUUUUCUAAGGGAAAGCCAUUUCGAAAACCCAUCUACACAAACUAUAUCUUCUCAUUUUUGCUGUUGUCUGCCACAGCCCUCACAAUUUUCAUUUUCUUUUCUGAUAUUUAUGAUAUACGCCAUGGAAUGGAGUUUGUCCCAAUCAUCACAUCAUGGAAGGUUUCUAUUUUUGUAACAGCACUUGUUCAGUUCUGUGUGGCCUUCUUUGUAGAGGAUGCCAUCCUUCAAAAUCGAGAACUCUGGUUGUUGAUCAAGAAAGAAUUUGGAUUCCACUCUAGAAGUCAAUAUAGGAACUGGCAAAGAAAGUUAGCAGAGGACUCAGGCUGGCCGCCCAGAAACAGGACAGACUAUUCAGGUGACAACAAGAAUGGAUUCUACAUCAACCUAGGAUAUGAAAGCCCUGAACAGAUUCCAAGAGAAAAACGAGAAUUGAGAAGCCAAACCACAGAACAACAUUUUUUAACCAGACUGUAA